AUGCUUGGCGUUGGCCUACCUGGACCCGGCGUGGGUUUGGCUGGCGGCAGCAUCGGCGGUGCGCUGGGCGGUGGUGGCGCCACUUCACCUACCACAUCCACUGCCUCGGCAGGCAUCGUUGGUUGCGGCAGCAGCGGCCUAUUGGGCAGCGCUGGCCUGUUACCUGGCUCUGCCUGCAGCACUUUGCCACAUCCGCCGUCUUCCGCCGCUGCAGCCGCUGUCGUGUCCAGCGCCUUGGCGGCGGCAUCGGCCACAUGCGCGGGCGUUGGCAGCGCUACGGCAAAUUUAAAUAGAAAUCUAGUGAUAUUGCGCAACCACUUGCGUAAAAAUACAAAUGUGGCGCCUACAAUGGCGGCGGUAGCGCCUGCAUCAGCGUCAACAGCGCUAUCCACACCGACCCAUACGGGCAUAUUCAAUGAUAUCACGCCCACCAACACCACCACGAACACACUCAACAGCAGUACAAUCAGCGCACACAUCAACAACAUUAAUACUAAUCUGGAUAGGGAUCAAUAG
Molecule: messenger RNA, 516 nt
Organism: Bactrocera oleae (olive fruit fly)
Lineage: Eukaryota; Metazoa; Arthropoda; Insecta; Diptera; Tephritidae
Product: serine/threonine-protein kinase minibrain-like
Source: RefSeq, a predicted model, not a curated record